This is a messenger RNA of Aureobasidium melanogenum CBS 110374, 1497 nucleotides long. RefSeq names its product acid protease. Lineage: Eukaryota; Fungi; Ascomycota; Dothideomycetes; Dothideales; Saccotheciaceae. Gene Ontology annotation, molecular function: aspartic-type endopeptidase activity. The coding region runs from base 1 to 1497 and encodes 498 amino acids. The transcript is spliced from 2 exons. Gene Ontology annotation, biological process: proteolysis. The record is from RefSeq and is a predicted model, not a curated record.
AUGAGUAGUGUGGGCAAUACAGAGGGCAUUGAGUACUUCGUCAAUCUCACCGUUGGCACCCCGGGACAGCCACAGACACUUAGCAUCGACACCGGAAGCAGCAAUACUUUUCUCUUCGCUUCCAACGUGUCUUUGCUGGCGUCCAAAUCCUCUUUCUGUAACACCUCUGACUGUGUUGGUGGUACCUUCGACUCGUCAAAGUCUUCAACAUUUGAGAUGAUCGACCCUGAAGCUUUCCAGGCCAGUUUUAUGUUAGGUAGUGAAUGGUUCAGAGGCGACUAUAUCAGAGAUGCUGUCCAGAUAAAUGAUCUUGUUGUACAGAAACUUACAUUAGGGCUUGCCACCAAACUGAAAGAGCGCUUUAAGCCUUACACAGGGAUCUUGGGCCUUGGUUACUCUAGUAACAUGUCGCACAGAAAGUAUCAUGAAAUGGCAACACGGCCAACUUUCGUGGAAGGGCUUGUGCAAGCCGGUGCUAUUUCGUCACGCCUCUACAGUAUCUACCUGAAUACGUUGGACCAAUAUGGCUCGAUCUUGUUCGGUGGGAUCGACACCAAGAAAUACAAAGGUCAAUUAACCACGCUUAAUUUGCUGCGUGGACGCCAUAAGGUUGAUAACAUCGAUCUGUAUCUCAAGGAAGUUAGGAUCAAACCCUACAACGAAUCAGAACGGACCAUCGUCCGCUCAACCAACGACAAGAAGUUCAGAACUUUGAUAGAUACGGGAACCCCUGAUUGGCAAUUGCCGAUCGACGCAUACCUCGAGGUUGUUCGAAAUGCAGGAUCCGAACCUUCCACAGGAUUCUGGCCCGGAGUUCCUAGAGGAUUCCAUGUUAAAGCUUGCAGUGAAGUGGCUCGUGGCAUCGCCAACACAACCCUUCUUGAGGUAACUUUUGCUGGCAAUGGAAGCAACACGGCUGUACUGCGCCUUGAGUUAGCCGAUUUGUUCUCUCAGAUCACGACACAAGACGGAAGUGCGGCGACUGAUGCUUCUGGCCGACCGAUGUGUUGGCUUCGAGUCGUACCACAGCGUGGGACACAUUUUGUCACAUCGAGUUCAGUCAUGCGAGCUGGAUACUGGGUGUUUGAUCUGGAUAACGGGCAAGUGUCGUUGGCACAAGCCAACCUUGGAGCCAAUUCGUCAGACGUGGUUCCGGUCGAAGCUGGCGCAGAUGGAUUGAGAAAGGCCGUGAACAACAACCUCAGAGCUGAGGUCCAACUAGACAAGGUCGAAGGUCGACUGUCAACUUCGGUGACGUACGAGCUUUCGACUGCUACCAAUACAGUUGGGUAUGCUACAGGUGCCGAGUCCUAUCCAACCCCUACAGGUACUGGAAUGUACGACCCAUCAGGCGACUACAGCCCGUCACGCAGCAGUAACGGGCAUUUACGUCGCUCUGAAAGUGUGGCGGCUGCUACCAUGGCUAAUAUAGGGUCUUCUGGUAUGUGGGUUCUGUGUGUCGCUGUUGUUGUGAUGGCAACAACGCUGGCAGUUUAG